CCCACACCUUAUCUCUCAGAACCCCCCAAACCUCUCUUCCCGUUUUCAUACUGUCUCUCCCCCAUGGCAGCUUCCCACUCUCUUCCAUCUCUCCGCCACACACUCAGCCGUCCCCACCGUCCUAACCUCUCCCCAAAUCCCUUCUCCUCCUCCUCUCUCCUCCUCAAAUCAACCUCUACGCCCACUGCCACUGCCGCUGUCGCUGCCACUUCCUCUCUCUCCGCUGCAGCCGCCAGUUCCUUCUCUCUCUCCUCAGACACCUCCUCUGCUGUCUCCUUCGACGAGCUCGAGCGCCACCUCGCAGCCAAAAACUUCCGGCAAGCAGACGAGGAGACCCGCCGGCUUUUAAUCGCCCUCGCCGGCGACGCUGCACAAAAACGAGGCUACGUCUACUUCUCCGAAGUUCAAUUCGUUUCCUCCGACAAUCUGAAAGCCAUCGACGAUCUCUGGCAGAAAUACAGCGAUGGGAAAUUUGGGUAUAGCGUACAGAAACGGGUUUUCGAGAAAGUGAACAGAGAUUUCACAAAAUUGUUCAUGAAACUUGGAUGGAUGAAGAAACUGGAUACAGAAAUUGAGCAGUACAAUUACAGAGCAUUUCCAACGGAGUUCAUUUGGGAGCUGACGGAGGAGACGCCGGAAGGGCAUCUGCCAUUGACUAACGCUUUGAGAGGGACGCAGUUGAUGACCAACAUUCUGAGCCAUCCGGCAUUCGAGGAGGACGCCAUUGAAGGAGGAGCUCAAGAAAACGUUGCAGCGGACGAAAAUGGAGGAUUCAAAAAGGGAUUGAAAACGAUGAGUGAGAGGAUUUUCAAAAGGGAUUAUAGCUUCUGAAAUUGAGGAUUUUGGAGAUUACCCAUUGAAAUUCACAUCGAAUUUACAAUUGGGUCGCUUCCAUUUGGGAUGAAUUCAAUUGAUUUUGAGUGUAAUUGAAAUAAUCAAGAUGAAAUUUGUUGGUAAUUGUAUCAUUGUAAUGUGAUUUUGUUAACUCAUUCCACCUUA
This is a messenger RNA of Cucurbita moschata (crookneck pumpkin), 999 nucleotides long. Its product is annotated as tetrapyrrole-binding protein, chloroplastic-like. The transcript has 2 exons. Gene Ontology annotation, molecular function: tetrapyrrole binding. The record is from RefSeq and is a predicted model, not a curated record. Lineage: Eukaryota; Viridiplantae; Streptophyta; Magnoliopsida; Cucurbitales; Cucurbitaceae. Gene Ontology annotation, biological process: chloroplast-nucleus signaling pathway. Gene Ontology annotation, cellular component: chloroplast. Bases 64 to 831 code for a protein of 255 amino acids.